This is a messenger RNA of Priapulus caudatus, 363 nucleotides long. Its product is annotated as nucleoside diphosphate-linked moiety X motif 6-like. The transcript is spliced from 3 exons. Gene Ontology annotation, molecular function: NAD binding; NADH pyrophosphatase activity; ADP-ribose diphosphatase activity. Bases 1 to 363 code for a protein of 120 amino acids. The record is from RefSeq and is a predicted model, not a curated record. NCBI's taxonomy places the organism in Eukaryota, Metazoa, Priapulida, Priapulimorpha, Priapulimorphida, Priapulidae.
AUGGAAUUCUCUCAUAUGCUGCAAGGUUCCUUGGAGAAAUGGAGAGCAGAUGGCGGAAAAGGUGUCUGGUUGACAGUGCCAAUACACCUAGGCAAAUUCAUCUCUGCAGCAGCAUUGCAAGGGUUUCAAUUCCACCAUGCUGAGGAGAAAACGGCAAUGCUUUGCCAGUGGUUGCCUGUGGACGUUUCCAGCACCUUACCGAUCUAUGCCACUCAUCAGGUUGGGGUGGCAGGCUGUGUUCUGAAUGAAAAGACAAGAGAGCUACUGAUUAUGAAGGAUAAGCACUCGGUAUGUACACAGAUUAGGUGCCUGGUGGCCUGGUGUCUGGUGACCUGGUGCCACGCCCCUGUUGGCCGUCUGUGA